UCAUCUUGAUAAUCUGGUAAACAUUUGUUUGAUAGCAUGAUGGCAUAUUUUUCUGCCUGUCGGAACUAUCAUAAUUACGAUGUGACUACAUGAACGCCACCACAUUAGAGAGUAAACGGCUCGUUGCAGAAGAAGAACCAACAGAACCAACUUAUACUUUCAGAAGUUGGGCCAGGAUUUUGGCUUAUUAAACCGAACUGAAUAGCAGUGUCAGAUAAGGACGUACUUCUGUACCAAGGUCGAAAAAAAUGUUACUGAGUGAGGUGCAAACAUUCCUACUAACACCAGAAAGUUUUAAAAAGGAGAAGGAAAGAGGACAUGGCUGAAUCUUUAUCAUCACAACUAAGACAACGCAGAAAGAACAGCAUGCAUACACCUACUGACUAAACAUGGUUAAGAAGAAACCACUGUGCUCUGAUGGGAUGGUGUCUUGUACUAGAGAUGUAUCUUUUUUAUAAUCCCACUCCUGCCUGCUCCUGAAGGAAUCCUUCCUGCUCCGUUUGGCCAAACCUAACCUCUCUUGUAGUUAUUUAUCUUUGUACAUGCCCAUGAUGUUUCCUAAUGAACUUAGUUGGUUCUGUUUCUCACAAUAUAAGUAAAUAGUAAUUUAAACCAUAGGGACUCUGACCAGGAUAAAGAUACUAGAUAGUGAAAAUGAAUGAAUGAACACGGUAAAUGAGUCACGCAGUUCUGCACAAGAACCCACCAUGUCCAGUGCGUUUCUAUGUUAAAGACAUGGUCAUUCUUACAAGGUUCAAAUCUGACCUCCUGCUUCCACCUGCAGAAACGUAAAAUCUGCCUGCUCCAGUGACUUUGUGUUGGGCCUCACAGGAUCCCAGUCCUGAUGCACACUUCUAAUACACACCUCAUAUUUUGUACAUGAGACUUUUGUCAAACAAAUAUGAUCAAGGUCCAAUUUUCCAUAACCUUUAAAACACAUUUGAGCUCCAACACUUUGUGUGAAUGAUGUGUGACUAGGAGGAAAAAGUUGCAGGUGAAUCCAGCAGCCUCCUGACUGAAGAGCAGUUACAGUGUCCUAUCUGUAUGGAAGUGUUCACUGAUCCCGUCACCACUCCAUGUGGACACAGCUUCUGCAACAGCUGCCUCACACAAAGCUGGGAUAUGCGUAAACAUUAUUAUUGUCCAUAUUGCAAAGAGAAAUUCACCAAGAGACCAGAAAUCAAGAUUAAUAUAACACUGAGAGAGGUUGCAGAUCACUUCAAGAAGAAAACAGUCUCAGAUAAGUCUCAGAUUCUUUGUGACUUCUGCACUGGUGUGAAGCAGGAGGCCUUGAAAUCCUGUCUGGAUUGUUGUGUGACUCUCUGUUCAUCUCAUUUAGAGCCUCAUAAUAAUGUUCCAAAAUAUAAGAAACACAAAGUAAUAAAUGCAGUGGAGAACGUGGAUGAAUACAUAUACCAGGAGCAUGAGAAACCUCUGGAGAUGUUCUGUAGAGAUGAUCAGAAGUGUGUGUGUCGGUUCUGUACUGUGACAGACCACAAGAAUCACAAGGUUCCAUUAGAGGAGGAGAGUGGAGAUAGGAAGCCGGGGAAAACACCGACAGAGCUGCAGCAGAUAAUCCAGGAGCGACUGAAGAAGAUCCAGGAGAUUAAUCACUCAGUAGAGCUCAGCAAAAGAAACACAGAGAAAGAGAAAUCAGACAGUAUUGAAGUCUUCACCGCUCUCAUUCGCUCCAUUGAGAGGAGUCAGGCUGAGCUGCUGGGGGUGAUGGAGAGGAAGCAGAAAGCAGCAGAGAAGCAGGCUGAAGGACUCAUUAAAGAGCUGGAACAGGAAAUCGAUGAGCUAAAGAGGAGAGACACUGAGCUGGAGCAGCUCUCACACACUGACGAUCAUCUCCACCUCCUACAGAUUUAUCCGUCACUGUGCAUCGCUCCACACACCAAGAACUGGACUGAGAUCAGGAUUAAAACUGAACCGAGUGUGGAAGCUCUGAGGACGGCUCUGUCUCAGCUUCAGAAGACUCUGAAUGAGAAACUCAGUGUAACUCUGAAUAAGAAGCUGAAGGAAAAAGUCUCCACAGAACUGAAGAGGAUUCAGCAGUAUGCAGUGGAUGUGACUCUGGAUCCUGAUACAGCUAAUCUCUUUCUCAUCCUGUCUGAUUUUGGAAAACAAGUGACGUGUGGAGACACAAAGCAGAAUCUCCCAGACACCCCGAAAAGAUUCACUUAUGAUCCAGUUGUCCUGGGAAAUCAGGGUUUCACCUUAGGGAGGUUUUACUAUGAGGUGCAGGUCAGCGGGAAGACUGUGUGGGAUUUAGGAGUGGUCAGAGAGUCUGUUAACAGGAAGGGGAAAAUUGCACUUAAACCUCAGGAUGGAUUCUGGGCUGUGGCUCUGAGGAAGGGGAAUGAGUAUACUGCUUGUGAUGAUCCCUGUAUCUCCCUCUCCCUGAGAGAGAAACCCCAGAAGGUGGGCGUGUUUGUGGAUUAUGAUGAGGGUCUGGUCUCCUUUUAUGACAUUGAGGCCAGGUCUCAUAUCUACUCUUUCACUGGUCAGUCUUUCACUGAGAAACUCUAUCCAUACUUCAGUCCUUGUCCAAAUGAUGGCGGUAAAAACUCAGCACCACUGAUCAUCUCUCGUCUGUAAAAUUUACCCCUCACAAAAUCAGUAGUGUAUGAAAGAUAUUUGAAAGAUAGAGUGAAAGAAAGGCAGAGUGAAAGAUAUUUUUUUUCAAAACAGAUAUCACUACACAGUAAUGAUCAUGAAUUUUAAUAUAAUUUUAGGGUUAUCUGGAGUGUAUUGUGCAUGUCUAUUAAAAACAGUACAAUGUAUAAUAAACCUUGAAUUCACCUU
Molecule: messenger RNA, 2808 nt
Organism: Ictalurus furcatus (blue catfish)
Lineage: Eukaryota; Metazoa; Chordata; Actinopteri; Siluriformes; Ictaluridae
Product: E3 ubiquitin-protein ligase TRIM39-like
Exons: 11
Coding region: 1045-2601 (518 amino acids)
Molecular function (GO): protein binding; zinc ion binding
Source: RefSeq, a predicted model, not a curated record